Molecule: messenger RNA, 1333 nt
Organism: Oncorhynchus gorbuscha (pink salmon)
Lineage: Eukaryota; Metazoa; Chordata; Actinopteri; Salmoniformes; Salmonidae
Gene: arl14ep
Product: ADP-ribosylation factor-like 14 effector protein
Exons: 5
Coding region: 120-815 (231 amino acids)
Cellular component (GO): intracellular membrane-bounded organelle
Source: RefSeq, a predicted model, not a curated record
UUUUAUCAUAGAAGAAGAAGAAGAACCAACACAUUGCGUUGGACUCGAAGCGGUGCUUCCGAUAUUUGAUAUUGCUAAUAAAUAAAUUGACAUCAGACCGCACAAGCACGAGGUUCAUCAUGCCUGUCACCUGUGCAGUAAACGGCUGCACCAACAAGUUUAUCAAAGGGUCAGAAAUACGAUUUUACAGGUUCCCCAUCAGUAAGCCUCAGCUUGCCAACCAAUGGGUACAAAGUUUGGGGAUGAAAAACUUCAUCCCUACACCUAACACUUGCCUCUGCUCAGAACAUUUUAACCCAGAUUGUUUCCGAGACUACAAUGGCAAACAGUUUCUUAGGGAAGAUGCCGUGCCCACCAUUUUCGGUGCUGAUUCAUCGAAGCCUGAAUUACGAAAAAGGGGUAUGAUGACCAAGGACACAAGUGCGGCUAACCGCUUCGGUGCACCGUCAGACCGGGAGAGGGCUAAGACGCUGGAGAAGAGCAAGGUCAAGGAGAAACGACAUAGUACCCGGGAUACUGGCAAGGGAAGAGGUGAUGGCAAAAAACGAGGUGGAGGACGAGGAGGAAUCUCCUCCAACACUGACCGACCGACUAUUGGUGCGAAGAGCAAAGUGUAUGACAACAAAGGCCGCCUGCUCUCCUGUGGCAAGGACAUGUGUGACUGCCUGGAUGCGGACUGCAUGGGCUGCUUCUACCCCUGCCCCGAGUGUAGCUCCCGCAGGUGUGGCGUAGAGUGCCGCUGUGACCGCAAGUGGCUCUACGAGCAGGUUGAGGUGGAGGGGGGAGAGAUCAUCCGCAACAAGUACGCUGGCUAGUCUCCCCUACCCUUAGGCUUUGAACUAUGACUGUUCUGUUAUUUUUCUCAUUUUUGGUUCCUGUAGAAAGAGAAGGGACCGAAUAAGAAAUGGUCUGAAGUUGCCAAAAGAUACUUAAUCAAAUCAAGAUAUCACAAGAUGUAUCAAGAGUAAAUGAAUAAGAAAUAAUACUCCCACAAUGGUUUCAACCAAGUGUUCAAGUGUUAUAAGCAUUUCAUAUGUAGUUUAGUUCCUGUGCCCGAGAGGAUCGAUUCAAGAAAGUGUGUGCGCAUACUUUGCCGGUACCUCGCUACGAGAACUCAUGCAAGGAAAAAGAGGUAUAUGGCGGCGAUUUGUUUCCACCUUUUUCGAAAGUAUGCAUGCCUGAAGAAUUUUCCAUGUUUCAUUUUCUGCCUUUCCUCAUUAUGGUUUUUGCAAUUCUCCACUUGUUUUGAUUGGUGAUUACAUAUGUUCUUUGUGCCCACAGCUGUCAAUUACAUUGGUCUUAAUUCAUAUUAAAACAAAUGAUUCCAAAAGUU